Molecule: messenger RNA, 4151 nt
Organism: Stylophora pistillata
Lineage: Eukaryota; Metazoa; Cnidaria; Anthozoa; Scleractinia; Pocilloporidae
Product: protein meiotic P26
Biological process (GO): protein polyubiquitination; proteasome-mediated ubiquitin-dependent protein catabolic process
Molecular function (GO): protein binding; ubiquitin protein ligase activity
Source: RefSeq, a predicted model, not a curated record
AAGAAAGAGAAAGAUACUACUGCUCCUUGUGUGAAGCGUGUAUUUGUCCAAUUUGCGUCGCCGAAGACCACCGAGGCCAUGCGUUUGUCGUGCUCGAAAAAGCAGUGCAAGAGGAUCAGAUGAACAUUACUUCGAAUGUCGAGUUCAUCAAGGAAAAGGCAAACUUGUUUCGAGGAGAGAUUAGAACAUUUGAGAAAGCACUUGAGAAUGUGGAAAUGAUUAUCGCAAUCGCUAAACAAGAAGUGUCUGAGGCAGCGGAACUCGUGAUCACAAAGGCGCGACAGCAAGAAAAACAACUGUUAGAGUCCUUAGAAAUAACGCGUAGGAAGAGAAUCGAGCGAAUCAACUCGGCUAAACAACAACUGGAAUCUCUGGUGAAACAAAUGAACCAAGCAGCUGAGGUUGCGGAAAAUCUGGUGCAGAUAAGCUCAGGCUUGGAUAUCAUACAGAACAAGAAAACUUUGAGGCAAACAUUUGAAGAGCUUCGUCGAGUUGAAGUUCCAAAACAUCGCCAGACGACAUUUGUCAAGUUCACUGCGGUAUCGCAACAGAAUUUUAAACUGGGUUCCCUCCAAGUCACUGGAAAACCGGCAAACGCAGCUAAAUCAACUCUUAAAGGACUGGAUCAAGCUUUUCAGGCUGGGGUAUCAGCAGAGUUUAUAUUGUGCCCAAAGACAUAUGGAGGAGAGAUAAGUGACCAGGUUGAUUAAGUCGAAUUGCUGAUAAAACCCGCUAAAGAUGUAACAAACGUGAUUGUUGAAAACAAAGAUGACGGAAAUGUUAGCCUGAUGUUUACUUCCAAAGUACCUGGGGCCUACAGUAUUGAAGUGAAGAUUAAUGGCGAUAAACUACCUACCUGUCCUAUGACCGUGCAAGUCAAAGAACGUGAACUUGUCGUGGUCGGUGAGUUGAAGUUAAAGUUCUUUCCUGGAGAUAGGCUUAAAGGAUUAUAUGGAAUUGCUGUGAAUACGAAAGGCGAGAUAGCUUUAAUAGAUUACUUUGGCCAUUGUGUCUAUAUUUUUGAUAAAUAUGGCAACUGUUUAAGAAAAGUUGGAAGCAAGGGUAGCGAGGCAGGACAAUUUGAUUACCCUAAUGGCAUUUCGUUUUUAAAUGACAACGAGGUCCUAAUUGCAGAUCGAGGCAAUAAUAGAUUACAGAAAUUGAAUAUUCAGACAGGAACUGUGGUGAAAAGUUUCGGGAAAUGCGUUAAAAGAAAAGGAGAGUUGAAUUCUCCAGCAGAGGUUACUGUGGACGAUGAAGAGCGUAUUGUUGUAACCGAGCGGGGCAAUAAUAGGAUACAGGUGACGUCUAAGGAUGGGGAAUCUAUUUUCACAUUUGGAGAGAAGGCCCCAGGGAAACUCAAUCGGCCAAACUGCUGCAUUCCUUGCAAAGCCAUGUUUCUCGUAUCUAAUGAAGGUAAUCACUGCAUAAAAACUUUUGAUCAGUCAGGAACAUUCUUAUACGAGUUUGGCACACAAGGGAGUCAAGAUGGACGAUUUGAAAGUCCGCAUGGUCUGCUUGUAGACAGCUCCAAUAAUCUUCUUGUAUGUGACUUUGGCAAUCAUCGAGUUCAGCAGUUUUCUUUGGAUGGUCGCUUCACAGGCAAAAGUAUUACUCGUUUACCAACACCUACUGCGAUAACAACAGCACCAGAUGGGCGUAUUCUUGUGACCAGCUUUGACGAAAAAAAAGUGUACACUUUGAAAUAGACUUUUUUUCAAAAACGAAAUUUGCCUCUUCAGCUGUUCCUUACAAGUCUGUUGUUUUAAUGUUAAUGUUGUUUUAUCACUUGUCUGGAAGAAAUCUUAUCGAAAAUAUCCAGACUUAAUACCUAUUACUCUUAGAGACGAAAACAUUUGACUUAAAGUAAUUAGCUUUUCAAGUUCGUCAGUUUCAAGCCGUUUUAAUCUUUUCCAUCUCUCGCACUUGGCCAUCCAUGUUUCGUCUCGGUUUAGUAAUAUCCUUUAACAUGUAUUUUAUUAGCAUUACUAUUUUUUAAAUUUUUUUUUAUAAUCAAACUAAGUUUUUUUGUAUUUUUCCUUUAAAAUCAAGAUAAUUUUGCGUGUAGUUAGAAGCGAUUUAGAAAAUCUUGAUAGGGCUCCCAAAAAUUUUUAGUUUUAUCGCAGAAAAACUUCCUACUGUAUGUAUUCAAAAAGUUGAGAAUAUGGAGCUCGAACACAUUAACAUCUCGUUGUCGUUUUUGGCAGGCACUGAUGUGUCAUGAUAAAUUGAGUACCACGUAUCAUUUUGAACGAAUUCGAAAACAAAACUGGAAUUCAACUUUGGUCGAAUUACAAGUUUCAAUAACAUAUUAACAACUGUAGCAGAAACCAACCAGAAUUGGUGGUAAAGGUGACACUGAAGUAUUUGUACUAAUGGUUAGGGGAGGGGAAAUCAGUCGCAAGAGCUGGAUCUGAGGUGCUUUUUGCUUUUCUAACUCACUGUGAGUGUUAGCUUUAAUCGGUAUGUAUUUGGCUUGUCACAAUUAGGGAAGAGUAGUUUUCAGGGAAAUAUAUUAUUGUCACAAUUAGGGAAGAAUAGAAGAAAUAUAUUAUCGUCAAACACUUUUAUCACGAGCCUCUGGCUCGGGGGAUUGGGAGACCAUCCUCUGUGUAUUUUUUGACAUAAAAUAAAUUGUCUUAUCUUAUCUUAUCUUAUCUUAUCUUAUAUUGAGCAAGUAAGACUUAUUAACUUGUUCUGCUUAUACUGAAUGUUAUUGUUAUAUCAUAAUCAUGGAGGUAACAAUUUUUCAGUUUAAAUAAAGAUGUUAGAAAAUUCUCUUGCAAAAAAGGUCGUUGAAAAACGUUGUAAUCAAUUCUAUUAACCAUUGACUUGUUUAAUUGUUUUCCCUUUUAAUUAAGCAAUAAACCACACUUGGGGAUGUUGGGAGAACACCAGAAAAAUUUUUAAUGUUAAAAGUAAAAUCUUAUAAUGUUAGAGAUAAAAUUUUUGUCGUUCUUUUGGCGUUCAAAGAGUCCUCGUCGUGUUCUCCAGACCAAGGGCUCUUAAAAAAUUAAAAUCUAGGAAUUCGCCUCGCGUGGCGCCAUUUGACAGGACGGGAAGAUAUUUCAGUUUACUAUGGGUAUACAGGUAAAUAAGCAAUAGAUUUUUGACCAAUCAGAGCGCUCGUUGUAGCGUUGUAAGUUAUGUCAUAAAUGGAAAUAAGACCUCAGGAGUGACUUUGUACUCCGCUCAGGCGUGGGGUGAGGUGGGGUACGCCUUUGAUAGAGUAACAUCAUUUCCGCCGUCGGAAAAUUGAAAAAAGAUAUGAAGAGUUCCAUUGGCUACUCUUUACCAGUGUGUAUAGAUAAGUACCAGGAACCAGGACAGACCUUUGGGAGGAGAAGGGGAGGUGAGGUUAUAAGGGACCAACAUCUUUCCCAGAGGGAGAGGGGUUUUGACUAAAAUCUUACCCAUUUCAUGCUACAGAAUCCUGGAUAAUAUCUUUUAGUAAUGAGUUACUAGGUUUGUACUUGACGAUUUAACCUUCAUGGACUAGACUUUAUGAUUUUCUUUUCAAUCAUUCAUUGCAGCCAAUUUAUGUUCGUUUAAAUUCUGUAGAAGAUUUCCUGGUACACACCACUAAUUAUGCAGCGAACUUACCACUGAUCUCGUGAAAGAAGCGAGUUCACAGGGAUGGUUUUCAUAUGUGAACCGCAUGUGCCUUAUUAUCACAGCUCUUUCACCUAUUAGGGACCAAUAAAUCUUUUAGAUUGUAAUAAACUCAGCAACAAUUCGUUAAUGAAUCAUGCUUCGUUUGAUCACGUGGCCAUAACGGUUAUUAUAAUUUUCGUUCUUUGCAGAUUUUCAUUCAUAACAAAGCAUAACUUCUGGAAAUUGAAGUUUGAUGAGAAAAGAUCGCGGUCUUUUUCAUUCCGAAGUAGUGUAUGUUUCUUUUGACCAAGCGCAAGGUUAAGAUGGUUGGAUAUUGGCAGAGUUCUUAAUGAACAACACACCUGGGGAGGUUUCGUAAGAUGCUGCUGUUUAUGUAAAAUGUGAAAAUUAGUCGCAAAUUUCACUGAUCCCUGAAGCUGACUCAGAAUCAUGAGGGAUGUGGUAAAAGCAACAAGGAAAUGUAAUAUGAAUUGAAGUUUUCAUUAGUGUCGUGUACGUGGACUCGAAAGACGAUGGAGUAAAAUAAAUAUGAAAAU